UGAAAAUCUUGUUUUUACCAAUUCUAUCCGUUCUGCGCCAGAACGCGCAUCGCUUUUGGUACAGUAAUGGAUGACUGUCGGAUAGCGAGCCUGCCAGGCCACUGAAACUUUGUGAGCGAAACCUUUGAAUGAUGUGAGAAAGAGUUGGGGGGAAAAGAAAGAAAAACAAACGGUAACUUUCCGAGCCAUCAGCCGGCAACACCCUCCCGCUUAUUGAUGGUGCUUUCGGUUUAUUUAUUUUGUUUUUUUUUUGCGUCACAAGUUGAUAUGUUUAUAACAAUUUCAUUUUAUUCAAUUUGAAAUAAAAUAUUAAAGCAGUAGCUUCAAUUGGUGGUCAGGAACAAGCACUCGAUUUGCUGCGAGAACUGCAGCGGCUGAACAUCGAUCUGGAUAUACUAACCAAAACACGCAUCGGUAUGACCGUGAACGAGCUUAGAAAGUGCAGCAAAGAUGAUGAAGUUAUCAGCUUGGCUAAAUCGUUGAUCAAAAGUUGGAAAAGAUUUCUGGCGGCGACGCCUCCUUCCAAAGAGUCUACCAAGGAUUCGUCAAAAUCGUCGAGUAAAUCUUCGAGUAAGAGUAACAACAAAUCGGAUAGCAGUGGCGGCAAAAAAGAGUCUGAAAAGGAAAAGGAGCCUAAGAAACAUGCUCAGACUAGUUUUCCACCUCCUUCCAGUAACACUACCGAUGCUGUUCGCCUCAAGUGCCGUGAAAUGUUAACCAAUGCUUUGCGAGUGGAUGGGGAACCUCCGGAGGGUUGCCAAACUCCCGAAGAGUUGGGCGACGAAUUGGAGGAAGCUAUCUUUGCUGAAUUCAAAAACACCGACAUGAAGUACAAGAAUCGAAUUCGCUCUAGAGUGGCAAAUUUGAAAGAUCCAAAAAAUCCUAGUUUGAGAAGCAAUUUUAUAAGUGGAGCCAUCACAGCCCAACGCCUUGCCAAAAUGACACCUGAGGAAAUGGCUAGUGACGAAAUGAAAACAUUACGGGAUCGCUUUGUGAAGGAAGCUAUAAAUGAUGCUCAGUUGGCCACUAACCAGGGUACCAAAACCGAUCUUCUCAAAUGCGGUAAAUGUAAGAAACGUAACUGUACUUAUAACCAGCUGCAGACGAGAAGCUCUGAUGAACCGAUGACAACGUUUGUUUUGUGUAACGAAUGCGGACAUCGCUGGAAGUUCUGUUAAAGUGGAUGAGAUUUUCUCGUUUCUAUUUCAGAGGAAGUCUGAACUCUUCCAAAUCCCAGCGAUGAAGAGCGCAACCCCUAAUAUUUCCGAUUCACUUUUACGUUUAAGUGUUUGCUUACAAGCUUGUAAGGAGACUGGCUGUACCAGUUUUAAAACAGUCAAAUACAAUGAUUUUAGUUAAGUAAAACACAUCAUCUAGCACACAAGCACUAUCAGGAUUAGUAUCGCUUCAAUAUAACAAGCAAAUGAAUUGUACCUUUCAAUAAGCAGUUUGAAGAUUAUUCAAUUUGAUACAAAGUUUUGACUAGACAAAAAGGAUCACAUAUAAGAGAAUGCGUAGUCGAUUUUCAAUGCGUGAAGUGCUAUAUAUGUUCGGUUAUUAAGCUGGCGGAUAGCUUAUAUAAUGUUAAAAAAUUUGAUUGUAAUCCAUCAAACAGCGACAAUUGAAACCCGAUUUGUUAAUUUAAUCUCCUAAAGUAACAGAACAUUACAGUGUGUAAUAAAGUAAAAAUAUGAAACGUA
Malaya genurostris is the source of this 1700-nucleotide messenger RNA. It is a transcript of the gene TfIIS, whose product is annotated as transcription elongation factor S-II. The transcript has 2 exons. The record is from RefSeq and is a predicted model, not a curated record. NCBI's taxonomy places the organism in Eukaryota, Metazoa, Arthropoda, Insecta, Diptera, Culicidae. The coding region runs from base 417 to 1178 and encodes 253 amino acids. Gene Ontology annotation, cellular component: nucleus. Gene Ontology annotation, biological process: DNA-templated transcription; transcription elongation by RNA polymerase II. Gene Ontology annotation, molecular function: zinc ion binding; nucleic acid binding.